CUUUUUAAUAACUAAUUAAUUCUAAAAAAAUAUAUAUAUGUCGAUGCCCAACGUUACUAUUCUGAUGAGUUCACCUCAGCCGGAUAUUUGGGAACUUGCAUCACAAGUUGUAUCACUUAUAGGCAUCACCAUCAUGUCAUACAUCUUUGGUGUGAAGACGUUUAAUGUACAGUUUAAGUACCUAUCGUAUUCACGCUGGUUGAUUCUCUUUUUAUACUUCUUUUCUUGGGCAUUUACAAUUUCUUCCACUAUAUUUGUUUCUACAAACAAUGGAAAUUUUCUGUCUUGUAAACUUUCAGAAUUAGCUUGCGAUACAUUUUAUUCUGGAACAAAAAUCAUUAUCUAUGCCUGGUUAGUGGAAAAGGUCUGGGUGGUGUCUGCGGCAAGACAGUCAAGGUGGAAGACCAAAUCAUAUCAGCUUCAUAUCAUCUUUUUGACACCGUAUAUUGCAAUCUUUACACUCAUGAUCGUCUAUCAUUAUGCGGAUAUUGAAGCGGAAGGUGUCUGUAUCAUUGGAUUACAACCCAUAGCAACUAUCCCUUUACUUGUUUUUAACAUGUACAUGACUGUCUUAUUCGUGAAACCCUUGAUGAAUACAAGUGAAGGAUUAAGAGUGAAUUGGAAAGCGUCGAGACUUCAUGAUGUCGCAAAGCGAACGCUUGUGGCGUCGAUUGUGUCGCUCGUUGUUUCGUUUGCUAAUAUUUUGACAUUGACAUUAUUGAACGGGAAGGAAAGAGGUGUUCUUUGUCUUACAUGCUGUGUUGUGGAUGUGACCAUCAAUGCGUUGACAAUUCACUGGGUUACAACAAACAAAGGAGCUAAAACUUCAAAAGAGCUAGACACGUACAAGGGGACACAUAAUCAAACAACCGAAGAUUCAUUUGCGGAUGAGGAUAUCUUACAAGAGGAAUAUGGAUUUGGGUAUCGACAGGAGGAUUUGAAAUCUAGUCGACCUUCCUCUUUACAAGAAUCUCAAAGCAGUAGAAAAUCGCUCACUAAAAAAUAAUCAUAAUAAAAACGCC
Mucor mucedo is the source of this 1022-nucleotide messenger RNA. RefSeq lists its product as uncharacterized. Lineage: Eukaryota; Fungi; Mucoromycota; Mucoromycetes; Mucorales; Mucoraceae. The transcript is spliced from 6 exons. Bases 38 to 1006 code for a protein of 322 amino acids. The record is from RefSeq and is a predicted model, not a curated record.